Copidosoma floridanum is the source of this 3312-nucleotide messenger RNA. RefSeq lists its product as uncharacterized. NCBI's taxonomy places the organism in Eukaryota, Metazoa, Arthropoda, Insecta, Hymenoptera, Encyrtidae. The record is from RefSeq and is a predicted model, not a curated record.
AUGUCGAAGUCAGAUUAUUUUUGCGGAUCAUCCCUAGGUGACAAAAACAUCAGUACAGACUCAUUAUUUCUUGGCUUGAAGGAUAAAUCCAAGCCGUUUUCCAACACGAAAUGCCGGCAACGCGAUGAAGCCGAACGAGAACACCUGAAAGAAGUUUGGAGUGUCCAGCAAGUUCCAAAAAAAUUUGAAGGUUUGUCGAAACCCUCGGUUAUAGUCGAGAAAUUACUGUUCAUAAGAAAAUCCGAACAUGAAACUGCGGUCAAACACUUACAACGAGAAUUGGACGACUUGCGGAAAACAUACGAGAUGGAAAUAAACGGUUUGCGAAAAAAUUUACAGAACGAAAUCGACCAGAUUCGCGCCGAAGUGGAAAUUAAAAAGAAAAGCUUUUGCGAACUUUCCUGCUUGAAGGGCGAAGAUUACCAGAAAUUGAAGAACGAAAUAAAUAUACUCAUGACGCAAGAAAGAUCGGCCAUCGACGAAACUUUCGAGCUCAUCAAUAGUGUAGAGUCUAAAACUCAAAGCGACGCGGUGCUGGUGUUCAAAAAGCACAAUGAUGUUUUACGAGAACUGUUCUACCUACAACCCUGUGAACUAAACAAGUUGAUGGAGAAAAAAAUCAUGGAGUACAAUCAAACGACCCUGAGCAAUUACAAAAGGUACGAGGAUCUAAAGCUGAAGCUGCGCCUGUCAGCCGACGCGUUCAAGAAAAAUUACUGUGUCUGGCUGAAAAGAACGAGAAAGGACAGAAAAGCGGUUUGCCGGAAAAGCGCUUUGCACGAUUUCAACGUCGAGCGCGAGAAAUUAAAAAACGCCGGCUCAGAGUACCUCAGGAGCAUGGAGGGGACAGCCGCUCUGUGUCGCUUGAAAAGCAGGAAAACCGUCAUCUCCGAGACGAUUGGCCAGUGGGUCGUGUCCGUUCCCUAUCCUGAGUCCAGGCUCCUCCAACAAUCCGAACAACUCGAUGUCGUUAUAUCAUCCCUGGACUCGACGAUCGGAGGGUUCAUUGACUCCUACAACUGCCACAUGUCCAGACGCGCUGGUAGAUUGCUAAAGAAGCUGGAUCGUUUGAAGGCGAUCAUGGGAACGGAUUUCGACGGAGACGACGAAUGCAGAGCCGCCGAAGAGAGCUGCAGCAGAGCAAAGGAGGCGAUUGACGACUUCGUCUUGGAAUUGAAGAGCAUUUGGAGUCGGGACAUAAAAAUGAUCAACGAGAGAGCCACCGAAGCCUUGAAGCCGUUCCGAGAUUUCGGAUCUCCCUGGGACAAGCAGUCCUUGAGCUUUGUGAAUUUGCAAGAGAAGGUGGCCCUGCAGCUGCAGAGUAGAGCAGCAACGAACGCGUUGGGACAUGGCGAUUUGCUGAACAAAGUCGGUGCCGAGGUCGACACCCUGAGACAGGAAGAAAACGUGCCAAAAUUGGAAAAGAGAUUAGUUGUGGUUCUUUCAAUCUUGGAUCAAAAAAGUCGAAAGUAUCAAAAUGACUUCAACGAAGACGUCAAGAUAAUUAAAAAGUCCAAGGAGCUCGUGAAAAAGGAGCUCAGUGCCAUGCAAAGUAAAAUCGACAAGUUCCUCCAAGCCAACGACAACGAACCAACGAAAGUUGUCUCUGAAACCAGUAGCCGCGGAUCGUCCUGCGAUUCGAUGGAGGACGGCUAUUUGUGCGACGAAGUCAAUCUCGAGGAACUCAUUGUACGCGAGCUUCGACUCGUUGGCCGACAAGUCGAGUCCCUCGAUCGAUGGAAAACCGGUUUUGCUUCUAGACUCCUGAAAAACAUUUCUUCGUGCCAGUCGUUCUUCGAAAACGACUUUGCCCAAGUGGUUGAAAAAUGGCAGGAAGAGUUGAUAGACGACGCGUCCUUGGGCCUAAAAGGCGAUCUCGAAGCUGUGGAAAAAAUGCGGGAAGACAUUCGUGAAAAUACCUACGAGACUCGUUUGCACGAGUUGGAGCAGCACCAGCAGCAAUUAGAGAAGCACAACAAAAUGAUCGUCGGUUUGAUUAGCGAGUCGUCAAAGUGCGCGGCCGAUUUCUUGCGCUUCACGGACGUUUCCGAGGAAUACAAUAUCCGAGCUCUGCAGAUGCUCGAGGAGUACGGCUCGAAAAUCAAGCACAGCUCCCAAACAAAGUGUUUGCGCAAUAUGUUGAAAGGCUUGAAAGAAAAGUACAAGGGCAAAGUCGAGCUAAGAGUUGACGGUGUGGUGAAGAGGAUGACGAGAAAAAUAUGCAUGAUGAAAAGAAGCAACGAAGCAUUCGUCGAUGCCAUCACAUUGUUCGCGGACGGUGGUAAUUAUAGUAAAGAGGAAUUGAAAAAAGCUCAGACUGGAAUGGGUGUGCUGUUGAAAAAGAUUCAAAAGGACGAAUCGGAGGGUCGGCAAAAAAUAAAAAAGGCCCAAGAUCUCGCCAACGCUCAGAUGAAUGGCAUUGAAAAAUCUUACUUUGAAAGUUUAAGCGUUACAGAGCGAAAAUUAAAAUUAUUGGAAGACGUGGAUAGAGCUAUGGUAAAGUGCGAACAUCUCGUAGAAAUGAAAACAAAGGAGCUGAUUGACGCGGAUGACAGAAUUCGAGAAGAAAUAGUGCGUUUUACAGAAAAAUGUUACGAUCGAUUACCACACGAUGAAAUAACUGCACUAUUGGAUCGAUUGGCGAACAAAGUGAAACAAGCUUUUCAUUUUGUUCAGGGACCUUUUCCAUCAGUUAAUAUACCGAAAAACUUGAGUGAAACCAUGAACACGGUAAGAAAUAAUACCACAAAGCAAAAGAAUCCUAAGAAGCAAAAACAUGAAGUACCUCAGGUUGUGGACAGCAACAUAAUAGAAUAUGACAAGGAUAAUUUUGCCUCAUCUGUAGUCAAAUUCGUUCGCGACGCUUUAAGUGUUAUCAACAGCAAAGGAAUGGAUUUUUACUCCACUUUAAAGAAUAAAAAGGAACAUUUGUCGUUCCCUGAUAAAAAUAAAAUUUGCGAGGAAUCUUUCGACAGUGCUCUGGGGCGUUUGAAUACUCUGUGUGAUACUGUUUUCAAUUUUUGGACCUUAGAAGCUAAAAGGAUUUUGGAUUUUGUUCGUACCUUAGAAAUGCCAUCAUUAGAAUGGUAUUUGGAAGAUGAAGUUGAAUCAAAUGAAGAAGAACAGUCAGUUAAAACGACUACUACAAGUGAAAGUGAUAUCAAUGUUUAUGUUAGCACAAAAAUUGACAAUACUUUUACGGAGUUUCAAAAUACACUCCAAGAGAUGUUGAAAUUGCUUCAGUCCAAAUAUACAUCAUAUGAAAAUUCUGACGUUGAGAAAAGUUUGAAAGAGAAUACUAUAUCAAAUUAA